This is a messenger RNA of Trifolium pratense (red clover), 1664 nucleotides long. Its product is annotated as protein trichome birefringence-like 33. Bases 147 to 1436 code for a protein of 429 amino acids. The transcript has 5 exons. Gene Ontology annotation, molecular function: O-acetyltransferase activity. NCBI's taxonomy places the organism in Eukaryota, Viridiplantae, Streptophyta, Magnoliopsida, Fabales, Fabaceae. Gene Ontology annotation, cellular component: Golgi apparatus. The record is from RefSeq and is a predicted model, not a curated record.
GUAAAUUAAAUGAAUGAAACACUAGUUUUCUUUUUUCCUUUUUUCACAGAGAAUGAAACACCAUAGCUACUAGUGAGAAGAAAAGAGUAAAAUAGAAACACAAAAACAAAAACUAACUAUUAUUGUCAUUGGGCUGGGGUCCAUGCAUGGCAACCUCAUUCUCAGCAUCAUCUCUCCUUAGAACAAAGCCUCGUCUCUCUUCUUCAUCUUAUCUCUUCACUUUCUUAGCUUUCAUUCUCUUCUCUGCUCUCAUCCUCAACACCCAUGAUUUCCUCUUCAUCUUCCGACCACACCAUGAUAAACCCCAUCCAAACACAGUACUCUUUUCAAAACCCGAUGAUGAGUUGACUCAGUCAAACACUGUUCCAAAUGAGGAGAAAACAGAGGAAGAAAGAGUGUGCGAUUUGUUCAACGGAAGGUGGGUUCGAGAUGAGUUGACUCGGCCGUUGUAUGAGGAAUCGGAGUGUCCGUAUAUUCAACCACAGUUGACUUGUCAAGAACAUGGUCGGCCGGAUAAGGAAUAUCGGCGGUUGCGGUGGCAGCCUCACGGUUGCGAUCUUCCCAAAUUCAAUGCAAGUUUAAUGCUAGAAACACUUCGUGGGAAGAGGAUGAUGUUCAUUGGAGAUUCCCUCAACAGGGGUCAGUAUGUCUCUUUGAUAUGCCUUCUCCAUCAUCUUAUCCCCGAACAUGCCAAAUCUAUGGAAACCUUUGAUUCACUCACUGUCUUCACAGCCAAGGAAUACAAUGCCACAAUUGAGUUCUAUUGGGCACCUUUUCUGCUUGAAUCAAACUCCGAUAAUGCUGUCAUCCAUAGGGUAACUGAUAGGAUUGUAAGAAAGGGUUCAAUCAAUAAGCAUGGCCGUUAUUGGAAAGGCGCAGACAUUUUGGUAUUCAACACCUAUCUUUGGUGGGUAACUGGCUCCAAGAUGAAGAUAUUGCUCGGUUCUUUUAAGGAUGAAGUAAAAGAGAUUGUUGAGUUGCCAACAGAGGAAGCCUAUCGUAUGGCUAUGAAAAGUAUGCUUAGAUGGGUGAGAAUGAACAUUGAUCCCAACAAGACUAAAGUUUUCUUCACCAGCAUGUCACCUUCUCAUGGAAAGAGUAUAGAGUGGGGAGGACAAGAAGGAGGAAACUGCUACAAUGAAACAACUCCAAUUGAAGAUCCUUCAUACUGGGGAUCUGAUUCACUGAAAAGCAUAAUGCAAGUAAUUGGAGAAGAGUUCAGAAAAUCCAAAGUACCUAUAACAUUUCUCAACAUUACACAACUUUCCAACUACCGCAAAGAUGCACAUACAUCAAUCUACAAAAAGCAAUGGAAUCCAUUAACUCCAGAACAAUUAGCAAACCCUGCUAGCUACUCUGAUUGUAUACAUUGGUGUUUACCUGGACUUCAAGACACUUGGAAUGAGCUUCUCUUUGCAAAGCUUUUUUAUCCUUGAAUUGAAGAGAUUUCUUGGGUUCACACGUUGCGUAAAAUUUGUAAAUGGGAAGAAGAUAAAAUGUAUGCGGGUAUUAAUUUUUUUUUUUGGGUUACAAAAAUGAGUUAUAGGGGUUUAACUUGAGAAAAUUUGAAUUUUUUUUUUCUGUUUUAUUUGGAAUGUCAAAUUCAAAUGGUGCUAAUGUAUUUAUUUACACAGUAAUGAAAUGGUAUUUUACAUUGUGUUUUA